Molecule: messenger RNA, 1393 nt
Organism: Fragaria vesca subsp. vesca
Lineage: Eukaryota; Viridiplantae; Streptophyta; Magnoliopsida; Rosales; Rosaceae
Product: thioredoxin M4, chloroplastic-like
Exons: 2
Coding region: 76-633 (185 amino acids)
Cellular component (GO): cytoplasm
Molecular function (GO): oxidoreductase activity, acting on a sulfur group of donors, disulfide as acceptor; protein-disulfide reductase activity
Source: RefSeq, a predicted model, not a curated record
UCUCCUCCUCUCUCUCUCUCUCUCUCUCUCUCUGUCUAUCCACAUCUCUCUCUGGAGCUCCGAUCUCCUACGGCAAUGGCUACCGUCCUUGAAUCCAUCGUCGUUCCUCGCUCCUCCGCUCUCCCUUCGGCUUCUCUUUCCCCGAUCGCCGCCUCCUCCGUUUCUUCCCGCACCGGCCGCCUCGGAUUGCCUCACUUCACUGGCCUCAAGGUCAGGUCCGCUCUUCAGACCUCUCGCUCUGUUGGAUCGCUGACUUACGGCCCCGCUCGUCGCCGCCGGGGACUCGUCGUCUGCGAGGCUCAGGACACCGCCGUUGGAGUGCCUGCUGUUUCUGAUGCAACAUGGCAGUCACUUGUCCUCGAUGCUGAAUUACCGGUUUUGGUUGAAUUCUGGGCGCCAUGGUGUGGUCCAUGCCGUAUGAUCCACCCUAUCAUUGAUGAACUGGCAAAGCAAUAUGCUGGUAAGCUCAAGUGUUACAAAGUGAAUACCGAUGAGAGUGCUUCAGUAGCAACCCGAUAUGGGAUCCGAAGCAUCCCCACUGUCAUCAUAUUCAAGGGCGGUGAGAAAAAAGAUGCAGUUAUUGGGGCCGUUCCCAAAUCCACAUUGACCACCAGCAUCGAAAAGUUCUUGUAGAAAUGGUACGUGAUGAAUGUCCUUUAAGGAGCUAAGUUGUAUCUUAUAUCUGUCCCUUCUCGUUUUAGAUUCUCGCUUUCUCAGGGUUUAGAUACUUCUCUCAAAAUAAACUGAUGUCCUCUCCUGUAUAGUUAUUUGGAAGAAUCUGUAUCUAUUUUCCAGUGUCAGAGAAUGCUAGUAACAUUAAAUCUUUAGCACCUGAACGUCUCUUUUAAACAGUAUCUGGCAUACUAUGUAUGAUGUGAUUCUUUAAAUUCUGAUUGAAGAUCAUAGUGCAUUUUGGUAGUAUGCCCAUGGAAGAUAUAACAUUAGGAAUCUAUUAGUGAGUGAUGCUCUUUAGGAUGUAAUUCCAUGACUCUGGUUCAAUGGACAGAAGCUUUUAGAAAGUAAUGGUCAUAGAAAUCAUUUCCAAUCGCUUGAAGUCACCUUUAGGGUAACUAUUGCUGUAGUCACUAGUAUUCUAAUGCUGAGGUUCUUUUCAUAGCAAAUGCCUGGGAAAAUAUAAACUGAAAUACAAUUAUGUGUGCAAAGAGUAGGCAAAUUUGGCUCAUUUUUCAUGUACUUGUAAUUUCACAUUCAAAAUCCAACUUCUAGCAGCUUGUUAUCAGCAGUUCCUACUUAUAAAUGUAUAUUAAUCCUCUCUUUUGCCAUCAAGAUCCAAUAUACUACUUAAAAGCUCUCUUCAAAGAACUCCAGCAUCCAGGAACAUGGUAGACCAAUAUCUAAGAACAUCAAAUUUUGCAUAUUUUCUAAAUUACAG